AUGGCGGAUAUCAUCUCCCAUGACGUAUAUUCGCGGAAUUUAGCCCUUUUUCCAUCUAUACUGGAUAUCUCCAAUUGUAUGCACACACGCUCUAGAGGUCUACCUUUAGAGCCUAUCGAUCUUGAGAUCGAAGCAUCCAACAGAAAGAGAAACACUUUGAGAAGGCUAAAUCAAAGGAUCCGAGUCUCUUCUCCGGUCCAUAGACGAUCACCUUCACCGGUUCAAGAAUCAUUGUCACCUACUCCAUCACCAGUUCACUCCCCUAUUCAGUUUGAGCCACAUUCUCCUAUUCUGAUGGAGAACGGAGACGAGAAUAAUGUUCCACCACCGCCUCCUCCAACGAAUGCUCAACUUCAACAACAGCUCGAAGACUUGCAGAGGCAGUUAAAUCAAAGGAAGAAUGUGGUACCUGUUCAAAACAUGUAUGCCUAUCAUGGGGUGGCAAACCCAACUGUUGGCAACAAUGUCAAUGCCAACACAUUUGAACUCAGAAGAGGACUACUUCAGAUGGCUGAGAACAAUGCUUUCAGAGGCCGACCCACCGAGGAUCCUAACAAGCAUCUCACUAAAUUCAUCCAGAUCUGCAACACGACGAAGAUAAAUGGAGUCACAGAUGAGCAGAUCAGACUAAGGGUGUUUCCUUUCUCUCUGGAGGAUGAUGCCAAGGAUUGGCUGGACAGUAUGGAGCCCAACUCCAUUCGUACGUGGGAGGCAAUGGUGGAAAAGUUCUUAGAAAAAUACUACCCACCGAGUGAGGCGUUGAAGAGGCAGUCAGAAAUCAUUUCUUUUGAGAUGACUCCCCAAGAGAGUAUUCGAGGAGCUUGGGAAAGAUUUAAGGGACUGAUGAAGAGGUGCCCCAACCAUGGAUUGAAUCCGACGCAUCAAGUCCUGACAUUCUAUAGGGGGUGCCUGCCUGAAGCAAAGCGGGAACUAAAUUUGAGCGCAGGGGGAUCACUGCUAAAGAAGGGAGAAGCAGAGGCCAUGGAGGUGAUUGAGAAGGUGACCUCUAAUGAUGAAGGCUGGAACAAUGAGAGGAGUAGAGUGCACAGGGAGCGACAAGAGGGUGUAGAGGAUGUUAACUACAUACACCAAGGGGGCAACAACUACUAUAACAACUCCCGCCCCACUCUAGUGGGUGGGGGUUACAAUCAUUUUGGGAACAAGGCGCAUCCUAAUCUGUCGUAUGGGAACCCCAACAAUUCCCUCCAGCCACCAUCGGGGUUCACAGUUUCCCAAGGGAUGAUCACUGAGCCGCAGAAGAAAAGUACAGAAGAUAUACUGAGUGCAUUCAUGUUACAGUCACACAAGAACAUGGAGCAUACCAAUCAAAGGCUGGAGAAGGUUGAGAAUGAUGUCCACAGCAUGACAGUACAUAUGAAGGGCAUAGAGACGCAGAUGAGUCAGAUUGCUCAAGCUGUGAGCAGUCAGCAUAAGCCAGGGCAGUUUCCAGGACAGCCAAAUGUGAACCCCAAGGAUUGCAAGGCAAUCUACUUAAGGAGUGGGACAAGCUAUGAGAAUCCUCUUAUGCCCGAGGUGGAAGCUAAAGAAGUACCCGAAGAGAAAGAAGAAGAGGAGAUUGAGAUGGAAGCACCUCUUAUGCAGUCUGAGAUUCAACCCGAGGCAAUUGCUCCUCCCACGCCACAAGAGGUUAAAAUUCCUUUUCCUCAAGUGGUGCAAAAGAAGAAGUUGGAUGAGAAGCUUGUUAAGUUCCUUGAGAUCUUCAAGAGAGUGCACCUCAAUAUUCCUCUUAUUGAGGCUCUCCAACAAAUGCCCGGCUACCUCAAGUUUUUGAAAGAGAUUGUGUCCAAGAAGAAGAGGUUGGUUGAUUAUGAAACCGUAAACUUGACCGAGAAUUAUAGUGCAAUCAUCCAAGAAAGAUGCCGGCAAAGAUGA
Salvia splendens (bonfire salvia) is the source of this 1893-nucleotide messenger RNA. RefSeq lists its product as uncharacterized. The coding region runs from base 1 to 1893 and encodes 630 amino acids. The transcript has 3 exons. NCBI's taxonomy places the organism in Eukaryota, Viridiplantae, Streptophyta, Magnoliopsida, Lamiales, Lamiaceae. The record is from RefSeq and is a predicted model, not a curated record.